Molecule: messenger RNA, 1162 nt
Organism: Sycon ciliatum
Lineage: Eukaryota; Metazoa; Porifera; Calcarea; Leucosolenida; Sycettidae
Exons: 4
Coding region: 233-1036 (267 amino acids)
Molecular function (GO): protein dimerization activity
Source: RefSeq, a predicted model, not a curated record
GUCAAUUUCCAGCUAAGCAAAGAGGGGAAUAUUCUAAUGCGGUCAGAUAUAGGUUGCAUCGCCGUUGCUCCAGGUCAAGAAGAGUGGGUUUCUGUUCUCUGCCUUAUCUUGGCACAUGUACUGACCACCACCAACAACAGCAACAUCAUCUUCUAUUGGGAGGAGGCUGCGGUCCAUGGUUCGUUAGAUAUUCCCAAUCGAACGUGAGUGCGCAGUCUACCUCAUCCAGGCGAUGACGUCAAAGCGUGCAGAAAGUCUCACCGAGUCCUUUCCUCCCAGUCCGUGUACUGUAUCCGCUCGUUGCAGAGAUGUCUUUGACGAAUUUGCUGCCGUGAAUGACUUCCGGAAGGACUUGGCAUCAGAGAUGACUAAGAAAUUCAAGCUCGACAAACUACAAGCAUCAUCCAGGUGGGUCAUGUCAGCAGCCAUGGAUCCCCGUUUCCGCAGCCUUGGCUUCUGUGCUUCCAUAGGUGUGCAGGUCGAUAGUGUGCAUCAUGCAGUGUUGUCAGCAGCAGUAUCUUGCCAGCCGGUGGAAAGUACUUCAGAUAGCGAGGUCUCGGAGCCACCAGCAAAGAGAAGCUGCCAACCGUCCGGUCUGGAUUUGCUGUUCGGCGUUGCCGCAGAGGAGGAGGUGUGCUUGUCUGCCGCUGUUGAACAGGAGGUAAACAUGUACUUUGCUGGGCGUCCAGCUGCUAACUCCACCGUGCCACUGGCAUGGUGGAAAGUUCAUGAGGAGCAGUUUCCACAUUUGGCAGUCCUCGCACAGAAGUACCUGUCCAUAGUGUCCACUUCCGUACCGUCGGAGCGGGUGUUUUCCGCCUGUGGCCUGCUAGUCGACAAACUCUGUUGUUCGCUCAGCCCAGAGACUGUCGACGCAAUGGUAUUUCUGGCAAAGAAUUCCAUUCUGAAGUCAGGGCGCUCACACAGUGGUGCAGAUCAUGACGGCAUUCCCACACUUCUGCGCCAGGGUCAAGAUGUUGAUGCUGAGCAGUUGGAGCAGCCGCCAUUGCCCGACUUGACUGUGGCUGACGAAUGAUCCCUGCAAGCGCAAACACUUCACCAUCUGCUGUUGUGUGUUGCCCGUUCGCCAGUCCGUACUUCUUCUUGCCGUUUUCUCUGUGUACUUCAAUAGUACCAUCCGUGACAAUUUGAAUCAAUUUCA